ACUCUAGCUGUUAGUUUUUGUCUAAAUCCGCGAGCCUCCUGGAUCUGAUUUCUGGAUCACAUUUAAAUAAAUAUUAUAUCAAAGUAAUUGACCAAAGCAAACACGCCCCAAGAGCUAGAGAAUCCGGUAUAUUUGGACUCAUCCAAAUUCCAAUCAUACCUUUCUCCGUCUCUGUUUUUGCAUUUGUUUCUGAAUCUCAGUCUUCCACCGUCAGCGACCCAGCACUGAUUGAUCUGGUAGAUUAAGAGGACUGGUUUUCCAGAAUUGGCAUUGCCCUGUCGUGAUCAGUUGGUUUAUACAGCUCGUUUUAAAUUCCGCAUUAUUUGGAAUUCUAAAUCUUGUGGAUUGUUCCUUUUCCUUUUGGAUUGUUGAUCCAUAAGCGGGUAUUGAAACUUGGAGGGCUAGCGAUCUGGAUUCUGUAAUUUGCUUUUGUUUAUGGUGAAUCUAUAUGAUAAUUAUGUGAGUCCGGUGGUUCAAUCUAGUGGAAACAGUAUACCCAUUUUCUUCGGAGAGUCCGAGGGGUGGUGGUUCUAAUGCAUGUAGUAAUUGUCCGGAUUCAAGGUCAACAAACACGCACAGAAGCUUGUAUGUUAGGUUCAAGGAAUUGGGUAUUGAGUGGGUGUUCUUAACUCGAUUGUUGAAGGAGGUUGCACGAUUUGGACAUGAGAAGCUCUUGGUUCAAUAAACUAUCUGUAUGUUAGGUUCAAGGAAUUGGGUAUUGAGUGGGUAUUCUUAACUCGAUUGUUGAAGGAGGUUGCACGAUUUGGACAUGAGAAGCUCUUGGUUCAAUAAACUAUCUGUCAUUUUUGGCCCUAGACCGCCACUCAGCUGGUUACUGUUGUGCCUCAUUAGCUUGCUCGCACUAAUUGCAGUUUUAGGGUCGUCUUCCUCAAAUGCCUUUGACUCUGUAACUCCCACUCCAGUGCCUGACGUUUAUUUGAAUUACAGAAGGUUAAAGGAGCAAACAGCAGUUGAUUAUUUGGAGCUAAAGUCCCUCUCAGUUGGAGCUAGUCGGCAAAGAGAGCUUGGCCUUUGUGGCAAAGAACGAGAAAAUUAUGUCCCUUGUCACAAUGUUUCAGCAAAUUUGUUAGUAGGGUUUAAAGAUGGGGAGGAGUUUGAUCGGCAUUGUGAAGUUUCUAGAGAACGGGAGCGGUGUUUGGUUCGCCCUCCUAAGGACUAUAAGACCCCCCUAAAGUGGCCCACUGGCAGGGAUGUGAUAUGGAGUGGAAAUGUGAAGAUAACCAAAGACCAAUUUCUUUCGUCUGGAAGCAUGACCAAAAGGUUGAUGUUACUGGAAGAGAAUCAAAUAGCUUUCCACUCUGAGGAUGGGUUGAUCUUUGAUGGUGUUAAAGACUACUCUCGCCAAAUUGCGGAGAUGAUAGGGUUAGGAAGUGAUUCUGAAUUUCUUCAAGCUGGAGUGCAUACUGUACUAGAUAUUGGUUGUGGAUUUGGUAGCUUCGGAGCUCAUUUAGUCUCAUUGAAGUUAAUGGCUGUUUGUAUUGCGGCUUAUGAGGCAACUGGCAGCCAAGUCCAGUUGGCCCUUGAGAGAGGUCUUCCGGCAAUGAUAGGGAACUUCAUUUCAAGACAGCUUCCAUAUCCAUCAUUGUCAUUUGACAUGGUUCAUUGUGCACAGUGUGGUAUUGUUUGGGACAAAAAAGAUGGGAUGUUCCUUAUAGAAGUUGACCGGUUACUCAAGCCUGGAGGUUACUUUGUGUUAACCUCACCCACAAGCAAGCUACAAGGGAGUUCAGUGAGUAUGAAGAAGAGAAACAUGUUAACACCAUUGGAAGGAUUGACCCAGGAAAUCUGUUGGAGUCUUCUAGCUCAGCAAGAUGAAACUUUUGUCUGGCAGAAAACUGUGGAUACUGAUUGCUAUGCAUCUCGCAAGCAGGGUACUAUACCACUGUGUAAAGAAGGGCAUGAUGCUCAAUCAUAUUAUCAGCCCCUUGUAUCGUGUGUAAGUGGGACCUCUAGCAAACGCUGGAAUCCAAUCCAGAACAGAUCCUCUGGUUCCCAGUUGAGCUCAGCUGAGCUUGAAGUUCAUGGGGUUCUGCCUGAAGAUUUCUUUGACGACUUGCAGUUUUGGCGAUCUGCUCUGAAAAACUAUUGGUCUUUGCUUACACCCUUAAUUUUCUCUGACCACCCAAAGAGGCCUGGUGAUGAGGACCCAUUACCACCAUAUAACAUGAUACGAAAUGUGAUGGACAUGAGUGCUCAUUAUGGGUCUUUAAAUGCUGCAUUUUUGGAGGAGAAAAAAUCAGUAUGGGUAAUGAAUGUUGUGCCUGUCAGAGCUCCUAAUACACUUCCUCUUAUACUUGAUCAAGGCUUCGCUGGUGCUCUGCAUGAUUGGUAA
Messenger RNA from Corylus avellana, 2353 nucleotides. Lineage: Eukaryota; Viridiplantae; Streptophyta; Magnoliopsida; Fagales; Betulaceae. The record is from RefSeq and is a predicted model, not a curated record.